Molecule: messenger RNA, 483 nt
Organism: Microsporum canis CBS 113480
Lineage: Eukaryota; Fungi; Ascomycota; Eurotiomycetes; Onygenales; Arthrodermataceae
Exons: 2
Coding region: 1-483 (160 amino acids)
Molecular function (GO): acyltransferase activity
Source: RefSeq, a predicted model, not a curated record
AUGUCCAAGUCAAAAUUCUGCAUAGCGAUUGUGGGCUCUGCGUACAGAUUCCCUGGAAGCCCCACCUCGCCUUCGAAGCUGCGGAAUCUCCUUAAGGAUCCCAAAGAUAUUCGCACACAAUUUGACCCUGAAAAUCUUAACCUAUCUCGCUCCUACGACUCUAAUGGCGAAGUUCAUGGCGCCACGUAUGUCAAUAACCGGGCAUUCCUGCUCUUGAAGAUAGACUCUUUGACCCGGCGUAUCAGCCUCGUUGAGGCAGAGGCCGCUGGUAAUACACUUAACCAGAUGAGAGGGUCAAAGGCCUCUGUGAAUAUCGGCGUAAUGACGGGCGACCCCUGCGAUAUCCAAAUGCGCGACUUUGAAACGGUUUCCCAGUAUUGUGCUACUAGGACAGGCCGUAUUAUCCUAUCAAAUCUGGUUAUAAUGUUAUUCGUUAUCUUACGGAUCACUAGCUAUAAGUCCACGCAGCGAUACAAGGAAUAA